This is a messenger RNA of Papilio xuthus (Asian swallowtail), 3926 nucleotides long. It is a transcript of the gene pea, whose product is annotated as ATP-dependent RNA helicase pea. The record is from RefSeq and is a predicted model, not a curated record. Gene Ontology annotation, biological process: spliceosomal complex disassembly; mRNA splicing, via spliceosome. Gene Ontology annotation, cellular component: catalytic step 2 spliceosome; intracellular anatomical structure. Gene Ontology annotation, molecular function: RNA binding; RNA helicase activity; ATP binding. Lineage: Eukaryota; Metazoa; Arthropoda; Insecta; Lepidoptera; Papilionidae. The transcript has 13 exons. The coding region runs from base 105 to 3869 and encodes 1254 amino acids.
UAAUACUUGUCAAAUAGAUGUAAAACUGCAAUCCUAUAAAUAUUAGCAAAUAUUGGCUACAAUUUGAUUUUUUAGUAUAGUUCAAUUAAGUAUAAGUUUCCACAAUGAAUGAAGUUGCAAAAUUAGAACAUCUCUCUUUAGUUUCUAAAAUUUGUACAGAAUUGGAUAACCAUUUAGGACUAAAUGACAAAGAUCUAGCUGAAUUUAUCAUUGACUUGGCAGAGAAAAAUCCAACAUUUGAUGAUUUUAAGAUAUCUCUCAUUAAGAAUGGGGCUGAAUUUUCAGAUUCAUUUAUGACAAAUUUGCUUCGCAUUAUACAGCAUAUGAAGCCAGCCAGUUUGUCAGAUGAAAAUAUAAAAAAUAUAUCAGGUUCUAAAACACUGGCUUCUAAGUUUCCUGGAUUAGCAAUUCCUAAUGAGAAACCGCCGGUAUUUUCAUCAGAUGAGAGUAGUGAUGAAGAUGACAAAAAGAUAAAAAAUGAGAGAAUAACGAAUAAGGAUUUAUUUAAAGAAGAAGUAAAAGUAAAAGAAUCUAGUGGUAAUGUGAUAGACCAAGCCAUGGCAGAAUUAGAAGCAUUAGCGCCUUCUAAUUUAAAUCUCAAGAAAGAAGAAAAGAAAGAUCUCAUCAAGGACCACACUGACAGUAAAGUCAAAAGGGACAGAUCUCGUGAGAGAAAUAGAAAACGUAGUAGAAGUAGGGACAGAAGAAGUAAAACUCCUGAUCGUAGGAAUAGAAGUAGAGACCGUGAUAAAGACAGAAGAAGACGGUCCAGAAGUCGUCAUCGUCGAAGGUCAAGGUCUCGGGACAGGAAUAGGAGAUCAAGGUCCAGAGGUAGGAGGUCAAGAUCCCGAGGAAGAAGAUCAAAGUCCAGAGGUAAAAGAUCCAAAUCUAGGUCUCAUUCACGUGAGAGACACAGAGAAGAUAAUUAUAGGUUAAGAGACUUUGAAAGAAGAAAAAAGAAAAGUCCUGAAGUUGAAAUGAGUGAUGAUCCCGAACCAGGAAAGAUAUAUAACGGGAGAGUGGCAAAUAUAGUUCCAUUUGGUUGUUUUGUACAAAUGGAAGGUUUGAGAAAGAGAUGGGAGGGCUUGGUGCACAUCUCACAGUUACGUGCUGAGGGCAGAGUUACCAAUGUCUCUGAUGUUGUUUCCAGGGGUGAUAAAGUUAAGGUGAAAGUGCUGUCAAUAACUGGCCAAAAAGUGUCACUAACUAUUAAGGAUGUAUGUCAAGAAACUGGAAAAGAUCUGAAUCCGACAUCACAUGCACAUUUGGAGGCAGAACGAGAGGGGCGGAACCCCGACAGGCCAGCCCCUGCUGCUACAGUACUGGCAGGGCUGCAAGGUAAUCUGGAUCCAGAUGAAGAUUCCAGCCGUAAGCGUGUGACAAGAAUCUCUAGUCCUGAACGAUGGGAGAUCAAACAGAUGAUAUCAUCUGGUGUAAUCGAUAAAAGCGAAUUACCUGACUUUGAUGAGGAAACAGGUCUGCUACCAAAAGACGAAGACGGAGAAGCUGAUAUAGAAAUAGAGUUAGUGGAAGAGGAACCUCCAUUCUUACAAGGUCAUGGUCGUGCACUUCACGACUUGUCGCCAGUUAGGAUAGUCAAGAACCCUGACGGCUCACUGGCACAGGCCGCAAUGAUGCAGUCCGCUCUAGCAAAAGAGAGAAGAGAACAGAAGAUGUUGCAAAGAGAACAAGAAAUGGAAAGUUUACCAACUGGGCUCAAUAAAAACUGGAUAGAUCCACUGCCGGAGGCUGAUGGGCGAGCCCUGGCAGCGAAUAUGAGAGGUUCAGGAAUAACUCCACAGGAUCUACCCGAGUGGAAGAAACAUGUUAUUGGCGGGAAAAAGUCGUCUUUUGGCAAAAAGACUAAUCUAUCACUAUUGGAACAGAGACAAUCGUUACCUAUUUACAAGUUGAAGGAUGAAUUAAUCAAAGCGGUAGCAGACAACCAGAUCUUGAUAGUGAUCGGCGAGACAGGUUCAGGUAAGACGACGCAGAUGACGCAGUACGUGGCGGCGUGCGGGCUGGCGGCGCGCGGCAAGGUGGCGUGCACGCAGCCGCGUCGUGUCGCCGCCAUGUCUGUCGCCAAACGCGUCGCCGAGGAGUUCGGCUGUCGGCUCGGGCAGGAAGUCGGAUAUACCAUACGAUUUGAAGAUUGUACCAGUCCUGAGACAAUUAUUAAGUACAUGACAGACGGUAUGUUGCUCCGAGAGUGUCUGAUGGAUUUAGACCUGAAGAGUUACUCAGUGAUUAUGCUGGACGAGGCUCACGAGCGGACCAUUCACACCGACGUCCUGUUCGGUCUGCUCAAGCAAGCGGUGCAGAAGAGACCUGAGUUAAAACUCAUUGUCACCUCAGCCACAUUGGAUGCUGUCAAAUUCUCACAAUAUUUCUUUGAAGCGCCCAUCUUUACAAUACCCGGAAGAACGUUCCCAGUCGAAGUUCUGUACACUAAAGAACCAGAGACUGAUUACUUGGAUGCAUCACUAAUAACAGUCAUGCAAAUUCAUUUAAGAGAACCUCCAGGAGAUAUUCUGUUGUUCUUGACGGGUCAAGAAGAAAUUGACACAGCUUGUGAGAUUUUGUACGAACGCAUGAAGUCAUUAGGUCCUGAUGUACCAGAACUGAUCAUCUUACCAGUUUAUUCAGCGCUACCUUCAGAAAUGCAGACAAGAAUAUUCGAACCAGCACCUCCAGGCUCUAGGAAGGUGGUCAUAGCCACCAACAUAGCUGAAACAUCACUGACUAUUGACGGCAUAUACUAUGUGGUGGACCCUGGAUUUGUGAAGCAGAAGGUGUACAACUCGAAGACGGGAAUGGACUCUUUGGUGGUCACACCAAUUUCACAGGCAGCGGCGAAGCAGCGCGCGGGUCGUGCGGGGCGCACCGGCCCCGGCAAGUGCUACAGGCUGUACACGGAGCGCGCCUACCGGGACGAGAUGUUGCCCACACCCGUACCAGAGAUACAGCGUACCAACCUCGCCACCACCGUGCUACAGCUGAAGACAAUGGGUAUAAACGAUCUGCUGCACUUCGACUUCAUGGACGCGCCGCCCGUAGAGUCCCUUAUCAUGGCACUGGAGCAGCUGCACUCGCUCUCCGCACUCGACUCCGAGGGAUUACUCACCAGGCUUGGCCGGAGGAUGGCCGAAUUCCCCUUAGAGCCGAACCUAUCGAAAAUUCUCAUCAUGUCGGUAGCACUGCAAUGUUCAGACGAGAUCUUAACAAUCGUAUCAAUGCUGAGCGUCCAGAACGUAUUCUACCGGCCCAAAGACAAGCAGGCGCUGGCUGACCAGAAGAAGGCCAAGUUCAACCAGCCAGAAGGCGACCACCUGACCCUCCUCGCGGUCUACAACAGCUGGAGGAACAACAAGUUCUCCAAUGCAUGGUGCUACGAGAACUUCGUUCAGAUAAGGACAUUGAAGCGAGCGCAGGAUGUCAGAAAACAGUUGCUGGGCAUCAUGGACAGACACAAGCUAGAUGUGGUGUCGGCAGGGAAGAACACAGUACGCAUUCAGAAGACCAUUUGCUCAGGGUUCUUCCGGAACGCCGCCAAGAAAGACCCGCAGGAGGGUUACAGGACUCUUGUUGACAGUCAAGUUGUCUACAUCCACCCUUCAAGUGCACUAUUCAACAGACAACCUGAAUGGGUAAUUUACCAUGAAUUGGUUCAAACAACGAAAGAGUACAUGCGUGAAGUGACAACGAUAGAUCCGAAGUGGCUUGUCGAGUUUGCUCCGGCCUUCUUCAAAUUCUCCGACCCGACCAAACUUUCCAAGUUCAAGAAGAACCAGAGACUUGAACCUCUUUACAACAAGUACGAAGAACCCAACGCCUGGAGAAUAUCAAGAGUCAGAAGAAGAAGGAAUUAAAUUAUCUACUCGUUUUAUGUGAAUGAAUGAAAUGUUAAAGAAAAUAAAAAUAUGGGA